AUGAGUUAUCGUUUAACUGCUAUUUCAAAGGGCAAAUCCUUCCCUGAUGGGAGUAUUGACAAGAUUAGGGAGUUUGUGCGGACACUUCAUCACGCAGAGAUUCAUGGAAUUAGCAUGCUCUCACCCAAUAAAGCUUUAGAUCUCCAGAUUGAAAUUAAUGACUGUUGUGACGGAAACCAUCUAGACUCCACAAAAGAUGCAGUCAGGACAACCGAGAUAGAAGGCGUGGAUCUGGUAUUCAAUGAGCUUGAAGUCCGUAAAGACAUUCGAUUGGUGGUGUUUGAUAUGGACAGUACUUUGAUCCAGCAGGAGGUCAUUGAAUUAAUCGCUGCCAAGGCCAACGUGGAGUCCGAAGUGGAGAAGAUCACAACAGCAGCUAUGAAUGGAGAGUUGGAUUUCAAACAGUCGUUGGCUCAAAGAGUGGAACUACUGCGUGGGAUUGAGUCUUCUGAUCUUUGGAAUUCUUUGAAGCCACAAUUGAAGUUCACUCCUGGUGCUCGUGAACUCUGCAAAGGUCUUAAGAAAGCUGGAAUUAAACUGGCAGUUUUGAGUGGGGGUUUUGUUCCCCUUGCUGAAUAUGUUUCCAAUGAGCUUGGUCUAGACUAUGCCUACGCCAACACUCUCAAGACUGAAGUGGAUGCUUCAGGAAAGGAAAUACUUAGUGGCACUACGAUUGGAGAAGUUGUUGAUGGAGCACGUAAAGCCGAAUUGUUGAAAGAAAUUGCAACCAAGAACGAUAUACCUUUUAGCUCAGUUCUGGCUGUUGGAGACGGAGCUAAUGACUUACCAAUGAUGAAAAUUGCUGGUCUUGGAGUUGCCUGGAAUGCGAAACCCAAAGUCCAAGAACAGGCUCCUGCCAAACUCAAUUCGGAAUCAUUGGCUGACAUCUUCUACGUUUUAGGCUACAGUGAUGUCGAAAUUGAGGGAUUUCUUAACGAAUAG
Messenger RNA from Komagataella phaffii GS115, 942 nucleotides. RefSeq lists its product as uncharacterized. NCBI's taxonomy places the organism in Eukaryota, Fungi, Ascomycota, Pichiomycetes, Pichiales, Pichiaceae. The record is from RefSeq and is a predicted model, not a curated record. Gene Ontology annotation, cellular component: cytoplasm. Bases 1 to 942 code for a protein of 313 amino acids. Gene Ontology annotation, molecular function: L-phosphoserine phosphatase activity; magnesium ion binding. Gene Ontology annotation, biological process: L-serine biosynthetic process; dephosphorylation. The transcript has a single exon.